Molecule: messenger RNA, 3798 nt
Organism: Spea bombifrons (plains spadefoot toad)
Lineage: Eukaryota; Metazoa; Chordata; Amphibia; Anura; Pelobatidae
Gene: SLC22A16
Product: solute carrier family 22 member 16
Exons: 9
Coding region: 231-1916 (561 amino acids)
Biological process (GO): transmembrane transport
Cellular component (GO): membrane
Source: RefSeq, a predicted model, not a curated record
GGACACUCUGAACAAACCGUAUUGUCAUGCUGAGAUCUGUAUUGACAUAACAGAUCGGACCGCAGCCACAGCAUGGAGCGAUUAUUUGAUCAUGUGGGACACUUCGGAAGAGUUAACUCUGCCCCAACUCUCCCCUAGAGUUACCGCAUUUGCUCGAUUAUCACGCAGACAUCCACCGGCUGCCCCCACUUGACACCAGGGAGUAUGGAGCACAGGGGACAAGUCAAGGGAUGCAUCGAUUCCAGGCAUACUUAUAUUUCAUGUCGGUCUUCCAAGCAGUAUCAUGUGGUAUCCAUUACUUGGCCUCCGUGUUCAUGACAGUUACCCCAAAGUUCAUAUGCAAUGUUCCAGGAAAUAUAAGUACUGUAUUACUUCCAAAUACAAGCACAUCGGGGCCAGACAAUUUUUGGGAACUGUGGACUUCUUCGAAGGAUGAUCUUGUAAUUCAGCUGGAAAAUGGAGAUGUUUGGGAAGUUAAUCGUUGCAGUAGGUUUAAACGAGAAGCUUUUAAUCUCACAUAUGCAUAUGAAGGAAAUAAGACUUUGUUAUCAUGUUCCAGUGGUUUCCUCUAUGACCACACGCAUCUUCUUAGCAGUGUAGUUACUGAGUGGGACUUGGUGUGUGACCGUGAGUGGUUGGCUAAACUUGUUCAGCCAACCUUUAUGUUCGGAGUGCUACUGGGUGCCGUGAUCUUUGGUGAUAUUGCAGACAGAGUGGGAAGACGACCAAUAAUGUGGUUCACGAGCACUGGUCAAUUUUUAUUCGGUGUUGCUGUGGCAUUUACCUUCGACUACUACAGCUUUGUGAUCGUUCGUUUUUUCCUGGCUAUGGUGUCCAGUGGUUAUUUAGUUGUGGUAUUUGUUUAUGUGACAGAAUAUGUUGGAAUCAAAGGUCGCACGUGGGCCUCCAUGCAUGUUCACGCAGCCUUUGCUGUUGGUAUUAUGGUGGUGGCUCUUGUUGGGUUUUUGGUGCACACUUGGUGGAUUUACCAGCUAAUUCUUUCACUAGCAACCCUGCCAUUUAUAUUCUGCUGCUGGACCCUUCCUGAAACACCAUUCUGGCUCCACUCUCAAGGGAAAUACAAAGAAGUUGAAAAAAUAAUUGCCAAAAUGGAAAGAUGGAACAAAGUGAGAGGUGCUCCCUGCAAACUCUCCGAAUUGUGUUCAGUAAAGAAUGACUCUAAGGCUGAUGAAAGUGAAGUUUCAACUUUAAAGGCUCACAACGUCUUCGAUUUGUUUCACAAUUGGACCUUUGCAAGAAGGACCAUAUCCGUGUGGCUAAUCUGGUUCACUGGGAGCUUUGGUUAUUAUGUCUUCUCUUUAAGUUCAGUGAAUUUAGGAGGGAACGAAUAUUUGAACCUAUUUCUUUCAGGAGCUGUUGAGAUUCCUUCUUACAUUAUUGCCUGCCUUGGUAUGGACAAACUGGGCAGAAGAAACACUCUGGCUCCUUUCCUUAUACUGAGUGCUAUCAUCUGUGGAGUCAUAAUGCUCAUUCCUCAGAACCUCAGUACCAUAACCAUCAUCAUGAGCAUGGCAGGGAAGUUUUCAAUAGGUGUUGCGUUUGGAUUAAUAUACUUAUACACAGCUGAGCUAUAUCCCACAACCGUACGGUCACUUGCAGUUGGCAGUGGUAGCAUGAUGUGUCGAAUUGGUAGCGUGGUCGCACCAUUCUGUGUGUAUCUGACAGAGGUGUGGAUAUUCAUGCCACAAAUGUUAGUUGGAAUCAUGGCCUUACUUACUGGAAUAUUAACCCUGUUGCUCCCAGAAACAUUGGGGAGGCCUCUUAGUAAUUCCAUGGAAGAAGCGGUAGAAAUGGCAGCCAAGAAUGGGAUCACUAAGAAAAAAGCAACGACAGAACUUAAUGGAACUGUAAUGGAAAAACUGGAGCCCAUGAGUCCAGACAACCUGAAUGCGUAGAGUCUUACUAUGUUCAUAAUACAUAGUGGAAUGUGUGACUGAUUACCUAAUCUUCUAUUAGAAGGAGCAUCAAAAACCUAAAACAACACAUUUGUUUUCACUGUGUCAGUGUCAUAUGCAAUAGCCAAAUGAUUUAAUUAAGUCUGAAUAAAUGAGGAAAUAUGUAACUUAUGAAUAAAAAUAUAAACGCUACAUAUUAUUGUUAAAAAAAAAAUUAAAAAAGUUGAAUGUUGAGCCAUAUGCAACCAUUGGAUUUAUGCACACAAAUUACUAGGUUUAAAGAAAUGUUACCACAUCUUACUAUCUUACCACACUUUGUUACAGUCAAUUAACAGUAUAGUAGGUUGUAUGGAUCACUUACCAAUAUCCAGAGAUUUACAAACUGUAACGUUUGAAUUUAAAUAAAUGCGUAGAGAUGCUGAUGUUAGGUCAGGAUAGGUCAUGUGUUGAUAUAUUAUAAUAAUCAUGAUUUUGUAAUAUAGCAUUAUAUUCAUGAAAUGUUGUAAUGUAUGCUCAAGAAUGUGUGAUGUCAUUUUCACACAAAAUGUGCAGCGAUAUAUUUUAUUACAUGUUUUAAAAUGAUAUGCUGUUAGUCCUAUGUCACAAAAGGAUUGUUUGUAAAGUUACAGACUUCAUCCAUUCUUCCUUGUUUCCCCUUCCGCUCUACCUCCAGACUAGGGUUAAGUUGUCAAUCAACCUGAUGGCAGCCUUGUCUAAAUGGUUAUAUUUGCAUAAAACACUAUGAUGUACAACAGCCUCACAUAACUGUAAAUUCCCAUGCUUUCAGUGCCUUUACAACUAAUUGGUGAGCCUGUGCCAUGUGUGCUAAUUAUUGGCUUGUUCCUGACCUGCCUACAGUCUUCUGUUCCACUUCCACUGUUCCACAUAUGAUUUUUGUGUAGACCUGACUACGCUACAAUUUCUGACUUGAUGAUUUUUAAUCUCCUGUUCCUGGCUCUCAAUCCUUGGUUUGCUUUCUGGCUUUGGUUCUUUGUAACUCCUAAGGUACCUUGUGUACCAGUAGGCAAGUCCUGAUGCAGCUUGUACCUUCAGGCCCAUCGAAUGGAACUGAUGUAGGUGAAGACCCUGCUAUCUGGGUUAGUAAGGACGUUGCAUAUCCUUAACUUUGUCUUUGUUUUUCUUUGUCUUAUUAUUUUCACCCUGGUUCACGCCUCCAAAAAACAUUUCCACCCAUUUGCAUUGAUUUAUUCAGCAACUAAAGGUUAUUUCAUAGUAUAUCUUAUACUUUAGAGUGCCAAGGGCAUAUGGGAUACAUGGUAGGCAAGCUAGAUCGGGGAGGCCAACUACAUAUCCAUACCUGGGAACUUUCUAAAUGAGCUGACCCUGAGAUUCUUGAAAUAUUAACCCUUAUAGCUCAUCAUGAAGAUCCUAUGUAGUGACUUAUCAAAUAUGUCACCCAAAAGGCUCCAAUACCAGUCCUUGUGGGAACCUUGACGUGUUGUUAUCUAAAAAUAUACCUGAGUCACAUGUAUUUAAGCAGGGAUAUCAUCCACAACAUACCUGAAGAAAAAACACCAAUCGGGAGUGUUAUAUAUGACCACAGUAGUAUAGAAUAAGAAGGAAUCAGCCCUGACUGUCAGAACCUGAGAAUCUGCCCCUUCACCCUGAGAUUGGGGCAUAACAUAAUAAUAUAAAUGAACAGAUACAAUCAAUGUCUAAUAAUAUGUUUAAAGUACUACAGUGGCCAUAAUUGUGCCGAAAAUAUCAAUAAUCCACACCCUGCCUGUAGCAGGUGAUAAGAUAUCAAGUGAGUUUAGUCAUAUGCAGCCUCAUGGUAACUCAGCUGUACAGGGGUUGUAACUAUUAAAUACAAAAAAUACAAUAGCAAAAAAUAAAAUAGUUAUAUGCAUAUUAUUAACUA